AGGCCAAUAGGCAAUAGGGCGUAGGCUAUAGAUGUGUAUAGUAUAGAAGUCAGAGAUCGCACUUUGAGGAAAAAGACAAGAAAAAGAGGCCGAAAAUACAGUAAAGCCAAAGGUAAACAAAAGCAGAGCUUCAAAGGGGUUGAAUUGAGUUGGAAGUUGUAAGGGAGACGAGGUGAAGUUGAGUUGGAAGUUGAGCGUAAGUUGAGUUGGAAAGUAAAAGCUUUGGAGUUUGGCCUUUGCCUAUAAAAAAAAACCGAAUAACAAUACAAAUAUCACAAUCUACAUCUUUUUCUAUCAGAUAGAUUAAUAAUUGUGAUUUUGGUGAAAUUGAUUAAACAGCAAAUUAAGAUGAAGAUUACUGUAAUGACCACGGAUGAGCAAAUCAUCACCUUAGAUGUCGAUCCUGCUGAAGCUGUCGAAAAUGUCAAGGCUUUGCUUGAAGUGGAGAGUGGGGUGUCGUUGCAGCAGCAACAGUUGUUGUACAAUGGCAAGGAGAUGAAGAACCAUGAGAAGCUCAAUGGCCUCGGCGUUGGCGAUUUCAUGAUGGUUUCUAAUAAUGCUGCUGCCCCUGGUUCAUCUUCAAAUGACCUGGGCCUCAAUCCUGAUGGGUCUGCUGUGAACCCUGCUGCUUUUCAGCAGCAAAUUCGGCGUGAUUCUAAUAUGAUGGCUCAGCUGUUUCAGAGUGAUCCCGAGUUUGCACAAGCAAUAUCUGGGAAUGACCUGAACAAGCUACAAGAGAUUUUGCGGCAACGCCAUCAUCAAAGGGCAGAAUUGAGGAAGAGGGAAGAGGAGGAACUUGCAUUGCAUUAUGCAGACCCUUUCGAUGUGGAUGCACAGAGGAAGAUAGAAGCUUCCAUUCGCCAGAAAGGAAUUGAAGAAAAUUGGGCAGCAGCCCUUGAACACAAUCCUGAAGCUUUUGCUAGAGUGGUUAUGUUGUAUGUGGAUAUGGAAGUGAAUGGUGUUCCAUUAAAGGCUUUUGUUGAUAGUGGAGCUCAGUCAACAAUAAUAUCUAAAAGUUGUGCAGACCGUUGUGGACUGUUAAGGCUGUUGGAUGAACGAUAUAAAGGAAUUGCUCAUGGAGUUGGUCAGACAGAGAUAUUGGGUCGGAUACAUGUGGCUCCCAUCAAGAUUGGGAAUGUGUUUUACCCUUGUUCCUUUACAGUCCUUGACUCAGACAACAUGGAGUUCCUCUUUGGUCUUGACAUGCUUCUUAAACAUCAGUGCAUAAUUGAUUUGAAGGAGAAUGUACUGAGAGUUGGUGGAGGAGAGGUUUCUGUGCCCUUUUUGCCUGAAAAGGACAUCCCCUCUCGAUUUCUGGAUGAAGAGAGGUUUUCCAAACAGGCUUCUGGUUCAGGGGCUCAGGUUUCAUCAGGAAGCAAAGGCACUAGGGAUGUUCCAACUGGAAGUCAACCUUCCGGAGGUGCUGGUGGGAAUCUUAGUCAGGGCUCCGAUUUUGAAGCAAAAGUCGCAAAGCUUGUGGAGCUAGGAUUUGAAAGGAAUGAUGUUAUACAAGCUCUCAAGCUCUUCAACGGUAACGAAGAGCAGGCAGCCGGGUUUCUCUUUGGAGGGUGAUGAGAGUAUUGCUCAAAUAUUAUACAGGAUUCCUUUAUUACCAAGACACAAAAUUAUACUUUUGGUACUUUCUGUUGAAACAUUUUGGAAAACUAUUUAUUAUAAUUUAUUAAUUAUAAACUUGUUUUAUAUAUAAAGUGAGAUCAGUCUUGUAAUAAAACGAAUUGACUUGGCUAGGAGAAUGUGGUUUAGUCUGUU
Molecule: messenger RNA, 1770 nt
Organism: Beta vulgaris subsp. vulgaris (sugar beet)
Lineage: Eukaryota; Viridiplantae; Streptophyta; Magnoliopsida; Caryophyllales; Amaranthaceae
Product: protein DNA-DAMAGE INDUCIBLE 1
Biological process (GO): proteolysis
Molecular function (GO): protein binding; aspartic-type endopeptidase activity
Source: RefSeq, a predicted model, not a curated record